ACUCACAGAAAUACAGGGGGCUGCUGCAAAAACAGACCUAAGGAGCAAACAUGGAUAUUUUUUCAACUGGACAUUGAAAAUCAUUUUUAUCUGGAUUACAUUUAUGGAUGUCCAACAAAGAGCUCUGCUGUGCUGGAAAGAUUGAAAGCUGGAAGCUUACUACACCUAAGUGGAAGUUUAAUGUAGGAGCAAAAAGUGAAAAAUGUUAAGAAAACCCAGGAAAAUAUCUUCAGCAUUACUUCAUGUAGAAACAGCUCUCUUCACAAUGUCACCACUGAUGUAUUUAGCACAGCAUCAGGCUCGUUAAAGAGUGGCAGCGGACUAAAGAUGUCUGACCUCAGCCAAGUUGCAGUGUACUCAGACUCUUCAGAUAUUUACAAGAAUGUGUUCUGCAACCCUGCCUUUGAGCUGGAGGGGGAGCAAGAGGAGAGGGUGGAGGGAUUCAGGACAUCCUCAUCCACCCCUGAACCAAUCAAACCACCAGCAGCUGGUCUAGGUUGGGGUCUGUUUGGAGUGUGUGUGAUGCGUCUGCGGGGCCCCGGUUGUGGCUGGGGGGUGGUGGUGUUCUCUGCUGCUGCCCUUCUCCUGUUAGCAGCCAUCGGACUAGCGCUGGCUCUCAUCCUUACACAGAUUAAAGGCCAGGCAGUGGAGAAUCAGUUGCUGUCCACCAGUGCUCCGGACCGGCUGAAUGCAGGAGAUGGAGCGUCCCCUACUUUACCCACAAUCUCUGCCAACAGAAGUCAACAGGAAAGUACAAUCGCACCACAGCUCGCUAUGAUCCCACCGUCUGAAACACGUUGUGGAGGGGUGCUGUCUGACUCAGAGGGCAGUUUCAGUUCUCCAAACCACCCAGGCUCCUACCCCCCCAACUUGUUGUGUGUGUGGGUGAUCCGAGUCCCACCCUCAAACCUGGUCCAGAUCCAUGUUUCCUCUCUGACUGUAGAGGGACCAUCUCCCUGUCUCUUUGACUGGCUGGAGGUGCAGGAGCAGAUAGAACAGAGCUCUGUGGUCACCAGGUUCUGUGGUAACGUAGCACCAGCGACCGUCAACACAAACAGCAGCACAGUGUGGGUCACCUUCCACUCCGAUGGCAGCAUCGCAGGCAACGGCUUCACUGCACAGUACAGGGCCAUACUGCCUGGACACAAGAGCUGCUCCAGAGAAGAGUUUAUGUGUGACAGUGGUCGCUGUCUGCUGCCUGUGUCUGUGUGUGACGGUCAUCCAAACUGCCACGACCACACAGAUGAAGCAAACUGCAGCCAUAAACACAAAGAAUGUGGUGGGCAGAAAACUGGGCCGUAUGGUUACCUGUCAAGUCCAAACCACCCCAGGCCUUAUCCUCACCAACAGUUGUGCAUCUGGUAUAUUUCUGUUGAGGAGGGUCACGUCAUCACACUGAGCUUCAGGAACUUCAGCCUGGAGACUCAGGAUGUGUGUGAGUUUGACUACGUGGAGGUGCACGACAGCGUCAAUACUGGAGCUGGGAGAGUGCUGGGAAGGUUUUGCGGCACCACCUUCCCUCCAGAGCUUACCUCCUCCGGCCCCCACAUGACUGUGGUUUUUGAGGCUGAUGAGGGAGUGGCCGACAGCGGCUUCAACGCAACAUACCAGACCAUGUCGGUACUGGACAGAACAUGUGGUCCCAGCCAGUUUGCCUGCAGUACAGGGGAGUGUCUUCAGCAGCAGUGGAUGUGUGAUGGAUGGAACGACUGCCCUGACGGUGCAGAUGAGCAGGGCUGUGGUAACUCCACCUACCCCCCCUUCACUUCAUCAUGCGAGUUCAUAGAGGUAGAGAUGUGUCGAAGCCUCAGCUACAACCUCACUUCAUUCCCAAACAUCUGGUUGUCUAUUGCUGAUCAGAGAGAAGCUGGCCACUUCCUGCGACAGUACCGGGUGCUGAUGGAGCUGGCGUGCUUCGAGCCCCUGCGGAGGCUGGUGUGUGGGAUGUUUCUGCCCCAGUGCAGCCCUCAGGGUGGGGUCCUCCAGCCCUGCCGCUCAGUCUGCUCCUCUGCUGAGCAGCAAUGUAGCCAAGCCCUGGAUCUCUUCUCCUUCAGCUGGCCCUUCAACUGCCACCUCCUGCCUGACUCGCAGGACCCCGUGGAGUGCUCGCUGCCUUGAUGCUUCAGUUUGUGUCGUUAGAAAAACAUGAACACAUUUCACACAUAAUUGCAGCAGUGUUUUAAAGACCGAAAGGCCUGCAUUUUACAGAACUGGACACUCACUUUCUGGACUCAGACCAGCAGGUUCCAGAGUUGUGUUGUAGAAAGCGGUUUGACUUGUAGCUCGACUGCAACCCUCAUUACACAAUACCGCCUGUAAAGCUUGUGGAGCAUGCAGAAAAGUGCGGCACAGUAGCUAUUUUAAAAGCUUUAAAAGUGCGUAAAUAAAGUUGUGUUUUUGUGAUUCACAUACCAACUAAGCAAAGUUAAGAUUUUCAAUAUCUCCCCUGUAAAAUAACCAUUACUGCAUUGU
Molecule: messenger RNA, 2472 nt
Organism: Cottoperca gobio
Lineage: Eukaryota; Metazoa; Chordata; Actinopteri; Perciformes; Bovichtidae
Gene: mfrp
Product: membrane frizzled-related protein
Molecular function (GO): protein binding
Source: RefSeq, a predicted model, not a curated record